Messenger RNA from Cynocephalus volans (Philippine flying lemur), 1776 nucleotides. RefSeq names its product double C2-like domain-containing protein gamma. Bases 358 to 1599 code for a protein of 413 amino acids. NCBI's taxonomy places the organism in Eukaryota, Metazoa, Chordata, Mammalia, Dermoptera, Cynocephalidae. Gene Ontology annotation, biological process: spontaneous neurotransmitter secretion; regulation of calcium ion-dependent exocytosis; exocytosis. The record is from RefSeq and is a predicted model, not a curated record. Gene Ontology annotation, cellular component: membrane; synapse. The transcript is spliced from 10 exons.
CAGAGGGAGGCGGGGAAGCUGAGCACCCAGCACUAGGGAAGGGACCCGUGGGGGUGACAGAAGGGAGGUGCUGGGUUCUGAGCUCCUCCCCGCUGCCCCAAGAGUCACACUUGCUCACAUGGGUCAGCUCAGUCAUCGUGGGGCUCCACGGCCCCAGACACACACCCAGCAGCAGUGCCAUCAGCAGUGCCAGCAGCAGUGGGCCAAGCCUGGUGGAGCAGCUCUGAGUGGUCCCGGCUGCUGCCCAGGACCCCUCAGUGGCCUCGGCAAUGCCUCUUCACCCCACCUCGGUGGCCGUGUGCAUUCCCCCUGGCCUGCAGGGGUUUCUCUGAGUCCCCACCCCGUGUCUGAGCCCCCAUGGCAGGCACGGUGGCAGCAGGUGGGCGGCGGCCGCAGCGGGUGAGCAUGCAGGAGCACAUGGCCAUCGACGUGAGCCCUGGCCCCAUCCGGCCCAUCCACCUCAUCUCCGACUACUUCCCGCACUUUUACCCCUUUGCGGAGCCCAGCCUGUGCACCGGGGACCUGCACCCCGCGGUGGCCCCCACCAUCCCCUCGGCACCCCAGCCACAGUCUGACUGCCAGCCAGAGGGAGACUCAGAUGACAGCACUGCCCUAGGCACCCUCAAGUUCACGCUGCUUUUCGAUGCGGACAAUAGUGCCCUGCACUGCACGGCUCAUUGUGCCAAGGUGAGAAUGGGGGCAGGGUCCCUGGGACAGGGGGCUGGGCCACAGGCCUACCCCAUACCCACUGUCUGUCCCCAGGGCCUCAAGUCCCCUGCCUCAGGCUCCGUGGACACCUAUGUCAAAGCCAAUCUGCUGCCAGGGCCCAGCAAGGCCAGCCAGCUCCGGACACGCACAGUUCGUGGCACAAGAGGACCUAUCUGGGAGGAGACACUCACCUAUCAUGGCUUCACCCGCCAAGAUGCUGGGCACAAGACCCUGCGGUUGUGUGUGUGUGAGGACCCACGGCUGCGGCGACGGUGGCGGGCGCCUCCCCUGGGGGAGCUCCGGGUGCCCCUGAGAAAGCUGGUGCCCAACCGAGCCAGGAGCUUCGACAUCUGUCUGGAGAAGUGGAGGCUGACUAAGAGGCCCAAGAGCCUGGACACAACCCGCGGCAUGUCCCUCUAUGAGGAGGAGGUGGAGGCAGAGGUGGCCGGGGAGGAACGUGGGCGCAUCCUGCUGUCACUGUGUUACAGCUCCCAGCAGGGUGGCCUGCUGGUGGGUGUGCUGCGCUGCGCCCACCUGGCCCCCAUGGAUGCCAAUGGCUAUUCGGACCCCUUCGUCCGCCUUUUCCUGCAUCCAAACUCGGGGAAGAAAUCUAAAUAUAAGACCAGUGUUCGAAAGAAGACCCUGAAUCCCGAGUUCAAUGAGGAAUUCUUCUACGCAGGCCCGCGGGAGGAUCUGGCCCAGAAGACGCUGCUGGUGUCCGUGUGGGACUACGACCUGGGCACGGCCAAUGACUUCAUCGGUGGGGUGCAGCUGAACAGCUGCGCCAGUGGGGAGCGCUUGCGGCACUGGCGUGAGUGCUUGGGCCACAGCGACCAUCGGCUGGAGCUGUGGCACCUGCUGGACGGCACACCCCCCCAGCUCAGCAACUAGUCCUGGUGCCAGCCUGGGCCUACUUGCCAUCCCUCUCCUACAGCUGCCCAUGAUGGCCCCACAGAGCUGGGAGGAGCCUGAGUACCCAGCCCCCAGUCAAAUGGGUGUUUCCUUUCUUCCUGCCUUUCAAAUUCACCCCACCUCAAAUCUUGAAGCCAAAAUAAACAUCUCCUUUAA